This is a messenger RNA of Phycodurus eques (leafy seadragon), 3617 nucleotides long. Its product is annotated as sentrin-specific protease 5-like. The record is from RefSeq and is a predicted model, not a curated record. Gene Ontology annotation, molecular function: deSUMOylase activity. Bases 681 to 2477 code for a protein of 598 amino acids. Gene Ontology annotation, cellular component: nucleus. Gene Ontology annotation, biological process: protein desumoylation. NCBI's taxonomy places the organism in Eukaryota, Metazoa, Chordata, Actinopteri, Syngnathiformes, Syngnathidae. The transcript is spliced from 10 exons.
GUGAUCAACGAGCGCCGCCAGUUUGAUGCUUUUAGCUUCACAUUAAUAUGACGCAAAACUCUCACCAUUCCAACGAGAAGGACUCGAUGGUGGACUGAUCCUGAUCCCAGUCAUAAUAUAUAACUGCAACUGAGCCACACUCAAUACCAUCGAGUUUCUACUGCUAUAACCUGUAACAUUAGGUGGGGAAAGCCAGAGGACAACUACUAUUCUUGAUUUGAGGCCAGUUUAAAAAAAAAAAAAAAAGUAACAGACCUAAGAACGUUCCCCACCACAUGGAUAAAAAGAGCAGAAAGGAAGAGGGGAUCAGUGUUUGAAGUGGUCUCUUGGGGAUGGGGUUAAAUUAUCAGAGGAGGACGUCAUGGUUCACAGCAACUCUGCUUCCCCAAUGAAAACAUCCCUUCCGCCUAAUGUAACAGAGGCUGCACCUCCUGAGAAAGCAGCAACUCCUCCAGUGCUGCCUCUAAGAGACACUUCUGAUGAGGACUCAUCUCAUAUCCCAGCUAAACUCCUGGCCUCAGAUGUUACCUCCAUUUCAGAUGUCUCCCAGCCCAUUACUCAAUCGCAUGACAAAGCUGGGUCACCAGUUAUAACCCCUAAAAUAGCAUCUCAAGUUAACUCAAGCCCAGCGUCAGACUGGUCUUCUACACAGUCAACAACCCCCACUCAAGGUACAAUUAAUGGCCGCACAUCAGGCCGAAAGAGGACUCCCAAGACGUGUGACUGUUGCUGGCCCCAAGAGAAGGGGACAUGAUGUCAGAACUCCAGGCAGAGGGAGAGGGAGGGGAAAGGGACGAGGCAGAGGAAGAGGCACUGGAAGAAACAUCCAUGACACCCCACAACGGAAAAGCGGGGACAAGCUCAUGAGAAUAAUUGACUUUGACUUGACAGAGGAUGAGUUGGCGGAAGUGGAGGAUGGAAAUGACAUGCAUAAGGGUAUGAAAGUAUCAAAUCCACCGUCGGAGUCAAUAGCUCCUUCACGUGUCUGUGUUUCUUUACUGGAUGGGGAUGUCUUGGAAAGCGGUCAGAUAUGUUUCCCAGAAAUGACAACGCCAGCUACGUUUGCUUCGAAACAGCAAACGGUAAUUGGAUUUAAACAAGGUGUUGAAAAUGCCGUUCUUGUCAAUUCUAAAAAUGCCCAAACCCUGUCAGUGUUGGUGUCGCAUGAGGAGCAUAUGAACUGUACAUUGGAUGCAUCACAGAUGGAAAAUGGAGAUUCAGUUAUUUUGUCUGAAACAGAACCUGAAAACGAGACACUUGAGGACAAAAGUAGCAUGAGUGAACCAAGAAAUGGAACACUUGGCUCAUCAGGAGAGUCAGCCUCCCCUUCAAAGCCAGGAAGUCCUCAGAACCACGACUCAGAGAUGGAUGUAGUACUCGAUUGUGACAGAACGGACCCAUUGUCUAUAGGUCUGUCACCUACUCUGUCCAAUGGGAAUGCCAUAUCACCCGCAGACCACAAUCCCAGGUCCACACCCAUGGAAACGGAUAGCGCAAAUCCAGCUAUUGUUUCUUCUCAUUUUCCUAUUUCAGUAUGCAGUACACAGUACUGCUGCGCACUAAGAGACCACAUGUUGUACUGUCACCCCGGAACUUGGGAGAAAGAGGAAAAGCCUAUUAAGAAUAUGUCAGAAGAAACAAAAGUACAAGAGAUGGAAGGAGACACACAAAGUGAUGAUAGCCUGGAGAGACUUAUUAAUCUGGUCCAUGAGUUUUUGGAGAUCUUCUACAUAAAAUAUGGCAGUUUCAUUCCCCUCAGUGAGACAGAUGUCCUUGAAUACCUGAAGACGAACGGCAACUGCAACGACUUCAGCAACACGGGAUUAAAUAUCCAAAAGGAGAUGGCGCGCUAUAAGGCAGCACUAGCCUCUGCACCUGUUGCUGGCUUUAUGGUCAUGUAUAACAAGCAUACGUUGAGCCUGGAGGAUCUUGCCACGCUGGAGGAACAGAACUGGAUAAAUGACCAGAUUAUCAACACGUAUGGAGACUUGAUUAUGGAAGCAGCUCAGCAUAAUGUUCAUUUUUUCAAUAGUUUCUUCCACAAGCAGUUGGAUGCCAAGGGCUACGAAGGUGUAAAGAGAUGGACCAAAAAAGUGGAUUUGUUCUCCAAGUGGCUCCUGCUAAUUCCCAUCCACUUGGAAAUCCAUUGGUCUCUCGUCACUGUGAACAUGGCAACUAAGACCAUCAAUUACUUUGACAGCCAAGGCAUCGUCUUCCGACACACUGCAGAUAACAUAAUGAAGUACCUUCAGUCAGAAGCUCAAGAGAAGAAACAAACUAAUUUCCUGAAAGGUUGGAAGAUUGCGAUCAACAAGGGUAUUCCUCAGCAGAAAAAUGACAGUGACUGUGGUGUUUUUGUCCUUGAGUAUUGCCGAUGUCUCUCGGUGAAGAAACCUCUGCUCUUCAGUCAGGACGACAUGCCUCGCAUUCGCAAACGAAUCUAUAAGGAGCUGUGUGACCGACAACUCAACUCUUAAAUGUUUGAACAAUGGCCACCUCAGAUCACAGACUGCUUGCCUGUUUACAUGCAGGUCUGCAAGCUUGUCAGACAGAUCUUAUUUUACUGAACAUCUGUUCCAUAAGGUUCACAAACAACUGGGCUAUCUGCUUUCCAAUGAGCAGCAGAUUUCUUUGUUGACUAGGAAAGAACUACUGACAUGGCCUCCUACUGAUGCUGGACUCCUAUGCUUCACGUUGCCUUUUUGCUUUUAGCAUGGCCAGUUGAUUUGAACUGGCCACUCUUGAGGACAGGCGGGAUGUCUUCCUUGGACACAUGCAGGCACUCAAACUGCUUCGACCAAAUAGAGUGGCCAUUUUAAACAUAAUGAUUCUUAAAGAGCGUGUUUUAUGCAGGACUUUGACAGCAGCACCUCAUAUGUUUGUGUUAUCAUAUGUUCGUGUUAUCUGACGAUGUAUAUCAAGAGAAAAAGUGUGAUUCAGUGGACCAACUGUUCACCUAAAACUUGAAGAUGUGAGUUGGCUUCUCUUUUUUGGACUGCUAAUAUUUGCACGGAUAUUGAAAAUUUAUACUUUGAAGAAUUUAGAAUAACAAGCGAAUGUACUACCUGUGUACUCUUGCUUUCUGCUCUGUGAUUUAGUAUCAUACAAGCUAAUGGCUCAUGUUAGUUAUGGCGCAAAACAAGGGUACAGAGUUGACUUUGUUUUGAGUAUCAGGUCUUUGUCCCGUGACACCAAAUCAUUUCUUCUUGAAAUUCCAUUUUUUUCCCACCAUAUUAUGCUAUUAUUUACCAGAUUGUUUCGCUAUACUAGUUAAACCGUGAUUUGAAAAACAUUUAAGUGUGUCCAUCCAUUUGAACUAAUAUAUACUUUCUCAUUAUUGUUAGAUGUGCAAAUAAAGCUGCUGAUGUGAAGGCCACAGUUGUAGGUGUUAGCCAAGCAGACAUUGUAUUAGAAGACAUUUUGAUGCAGGUACAGAAAGACUUUCUUAGUUACCUGUUGUUGGAAAAAACAAGUGGACCGUCUAUUCGUUCCCAAGCGUCCUUUCCAUCUUGCGUUUGCUGUUGUAUCCCCUCGUGGAUUUAGACUUUAUAGUACUUUAACUACUGUAAAUGCUUGCUUUGGUUAAAUGCCACAAGGGAAUCGUUACUGUUUUUUUU